Messenger RNA from Epinephelus fuscoguttatus (brown-marbled grouper), 6885 nucleotides. It is a transcript of the gene arhgap32b, whose product is annotated as Rho GTPase activating protein 32b. Gene Ontology annotation, molecular function: phosphatidylinositol phosphate binding; GTPase activator activity; protein binding. The coding region runs from base 474 to 6518 and encodes 2014 amino acids. The transcript is spliced from 25 exons. NCBI's taxonomy places the organism in Eukaryota, Metazoa, Chordata, Actinopteri, Perciformes, Serranidae. Gene Ontology annotation, biological process: small GTPase-mediated signal transduction. Gene Ontology annotation, cellular component: cell cortex; fibrillar center; Golgi apparatus. The record is from RefSeq and is a predicted model, not a curated record.
UGUGCUCUGCUCUUCGUUGAGUUGCACACAGAGGAGAGCGUCUCGAUAAGUUUGAAUUUGGAAAUAUCGUCCCGUGACUCCAGCGGAAGGCAUAUGUAUUCCGACUUUUGAUUCGAAGAGGAGGGCAUUUUGGAGGACGAUAGUAGUCUUUAUUUUCCAGAAGAGAACAGCAAGUGAGUGAAGGCUGCCUGUGAGCCUUGUUGUCCCGGGGGAGCCUUUUUUUGUUUGGGGUCAGCCGAACUGUACUGGCGCGGUUUCUUCAGCUUGGACAGAGACUGAAAAAUAUUCUCAAAUUCUUUGUGCCUGACGUGUUUGAGUCCACUGGGUUAAGCUGUGAUGAGGAGGGAAUUUAACAGCGGUGAAGCGCCAGACGGAGACAGCGAAAGCUAAGCUCAUCUCACCAACCAACGGUGGUCAACCACCACAUCUUCGACCACAGAAAUACAGGCUGCUCAUUGCAGUGAGUCAGUAUCAUGGAGGCAGGCAGCGGGGCUGCCGCAGCGGUGGGGAGUGCAGCACUAGGACUGCUGGGAGCCACAGCCACGUCCAGCCAUGACAUCUUGGACAGGGGCCUAAGGCCUGGACGUCACCUGGAGGACGACGACAUUGUGCCUGAACUGGCAAACAUCCAUCCUAGAGAGCGACCUGACUGGGAGGAGACCAUCAGUGCCAUGGCAAGGAGUGCAGAGAUCCCUGAGCUGAGGACGGAACCCCUCAUGCGCUCAUGCAGCAGCAGCACGGCCAGCAUGAAGGUCAAGAAUGUCAAGAAACUUAGCUUCACCAAGGGCCACUUCCCCAAACUGGCAGAAUGUGCUCACUUCCACUACGAAAAUGUAGACUUUGGCACAAUUCAGUUGUCCCUAGGGGAUGAACAGUGUGAAGUGACGCGGAACGGCUAUGAGUCGAAGGAGCUGGUGUACUUAGUUCAUAUUUACUGCCAGGGCCGAAGUUGGAUUGUGAAGCGCAGCUAUGAAGAUUUCCGUGUCCUGGACAAGCACCUCCACCUCUGCAUCUACGACCGACGGUUCUCACAGCUGCCUGAGCUGCCUCGAUUGGACAGUCUGACUGACCAGUCAGAGUCAGUUUCUCAGAUGUUGUUGGCUUACCUCUCCCGGCUCUCAGCCAUCGCUGACAACAAGAUCAACUGUGGGCCUGCCCUCACAUGGAUGGAGGUUGACAAUAAGGGAAAUCAUCUGCUGGUUCAUGAAGAGUCAUCUAUCAAUGUGCCAGCUAUUGCUGCUGCCCAUGUCAUCAAGCGGUACAUUGCCCAGGCCUCAGACGAGCUGUCCUUUGAGGUUGGUGACAUUGUGUCAGUGAUUGACAUGCCCCCUAAAGAGGACACCACAUGGUGGAGGGGCAAGCAUGGCUUUCAGGUUGGCUUCUUUCCCAGUGAGUGUGUGGAGCUCAUAAAUGAUAAAGUGCCGCAGUCCAUGACCAACACGGUGCCAAAGCCAGCCUCCCCCUGCUCUGGCCUGCAGCCUGCUUCUUGGAGUCUCUUCCCCCCCUACUUGGAGAUGGAGAAUGUAAUACAGGACAGUGCAUGGGUGGCCGACCCGCUAAACCACUACAGCCUAAGUUCAGUGUCUAAGAAGCACGGGAAGCUGAUCACCUUCUUGCGCUCCUUCAUGAAGUCCAGGCCCACCAAACAGAAACUGAAGCAGAGAGGCAUCCUCCGGGAGAGGGUGUUCGGCUGCGACCUGGGAGAACACCUCCUCAACUCUGGACAUGAUGUACCCCAGGUCCUCAAGAGUUGCACCGAGUUCAUUGAGAAGCACGGUGUGGUGGACGGUAUCUACCGCCUCUCUGGCAUCGCCUCAAAUAUCCAGAAAUUGCGGCACGAGUUUGAUUCUGAGCAGAUCCCCGACCUGACCAAAGAUGUUUACAUCCAGGACAUCCACUGUGUUGGCUCGCUGUGUAAGCUCUACUUCAGAGAGCUGCCCAACCCCCUGCUCACCUACCAGCUCUACGAGAAAUUCUCUGAUGCUGUAUCAGCAGCAACGGACGAAGAACGACUCAUCAAAAUCCAUGAUGUCAUCCAGCAGCUUCCUCCACCGCAUUACAGGACCCUGGAGUUCCUUAUGAGACACCUUUCCCGCCUAGCAGCAUUCAGCUACAUCACCAACAUGCACAGCAAGAACUUGGCCAUCGUCUGGGCACCUAACCUGCUGAGGUCAAAGCAGAUUGAAUCUGCAUGCUUCAGCGGCACAGCGGCCUUCAUGGAAGUCCGAAUCCAGUCGGUGGUGGUGGAGUUCAUCCUCAACCAUGUGGAUGUUCUCUUCAGCACUAAGCUCAGCUCACUAAUACGGGAAGGAGCAGGUCACAACUCAUUGUCACGGCCCAAGUCCCUGCUGGUUUCAUCACCCUCCACUAAACUUCUGAGUCUGGAGGAAGCUCAAGCCAGGACCCAGGCUCAGAUCAACUCUCCAGUCACUGAAGACAGCAAGUACAUCGAGGUGGGCGAAGGUCCAGCUGCCCUGCAGGGAAAGUUCCACACUGUUAUCGAGUUUCCGACUGAGAGGAAGAGGCCUCCUAUUAAAUCCAAGAAGUCUCCUGUGGGUAGCUGGCGUUCUUUCUUCAACCUGGGCAAGUCUUCCUCCAUGUCCAAGCGCAAGCUGCACCGUAACCCUAGUGAACCUAAUGAACUAAAGGCUAUGGCUCUGGCCGGAGGCAGAGGAGACACUGCAACGUUAAGAUCAGCCAAAAGUGAAGAGUCAUUGAGCUCCCUGCACAAUGUUGAAGGAGAGUCCAAGGUGUACCGUCCUAGGCGGCCACGCUCCAGCAGCGACGCCCUGUCAGCUUCUUUUAAUGGCGAGCUGCUGGACAGCCGGCAGCACUGCAACUCCUAUGACAACCUGGGUGCCACAGAAGACAGCGACGGAGACGACGGGCCCAUCUGUGUGCCUGCCCUCAUAUCACCUCCCCGCUCAGCAGGUGAAGAUGUGGACCUCAGCCCGCCAGACAUUGGCAUGGCCUCCUUGGACUUUGACCCCAUGUCUUUCCAGUGCAGUCUCCCCGACACCUCCUACUCCUUUCCCCUAGAUGACUCACCUGCCGGGGCUGAGGGUUCCACGUUAAAGAGGAGUCCGGGCAGUGUCUGUGGCGAGACCAAUGGCUCUAACCUCAUCUCUACCACUAUCCUGGGUAGCUUGAUGUCGCCCGUGUUGUCCACAGACUUGAGUGUGGCUGCUGGAGAGAAGGUGGAAAGCAAGAAACUGACCACUUCCUAUUCUUACACUGAUAAACCCACACAGGCUGUGUCGCCUAUUAAAUGUGGAAAAACCACUAGUUUGACCCCAUUUGCAACUUCAGAGCUUUUCUCUACAGAGACGCCUGACCAGAACACAGCGGGACAGGUUGUGUCUCCACAACCGUUAUCUCCUCCUUCAAUAGCCAAGGACUCUCCACCCCUGAUGGGCAGUGUGCUGUUGCGGGCAGCUGAGCCAUCGCUAAGUGAAGCUUUCCAAAUGGAGCUGCACUCUAAACUGGCAGCCUUUGACAGUGUGGACAGUCGAGAGCUGAAGGGAGAGGACAGCAUACAGCAGGCGCCAGCUGCAAGCAGCCAGGAGCAUCAAGGAGUCGUAGCUCCGGAUUCUUCACCCCAGGACCUCACCCCUCGUUCCCUCAGCUCUUCAGCUCCCACUACUGCUCCUCCUCCUCCUCCUCCUAAAAAUGCUGCCCGCAUGUUGGCCCUGGCUCUUGCUGAGUCUGCUCAGCAGGUCUCCAUUCAGUCUCAGUCCAGGUCCUCUGAGCCCCCAACACCUGUGUCCCCUCUGCAGCCACAGGAGGCCUCACACUUCCAGGACUUGCCACAUCCACUGGUCCAACAUUUCCAGCUGCCAUCUGAGGAAGGGGCAGGGAGAGGAAGUUCCCCACCACCAAACAGUACUGCUCCAAAUGUCACCCCAGCCUCAUCUUAUACCUCUGCUUCCAGUCCUAUAAUCAAACAGCAGCCUCUAGAGUUAACCAGCACUAUUACCAAGCCAUCAGACAGUACCAAGUCCUCUAUAACUCCACCUGGAACACAGCCAGAAACAGACCCCACACCACCAGACACUCCUUUUUACAAGUGUGCCCCUCACUCCAGUUCAACCAGCUUGACUUCCCCAAUAAGGAAAAGUCCAGAGAGGCAGAAGCCUGUCACGGGACACGUUCCAGGCUGCACCAGCUCAACUAAUACAAGUCCAGCGACCUUGCCCAGUGGCAGCUGCAAAGAUAAUGGAGUUUUAACACAGCCUGUUCCUGAAGUUAAACCAGAGGAGACUGUACCACCCCCAGUCCUUCCAAAACCAUUAGAACAGCCGCCUCCAACAACUCAAAAGCCCAAGAAGCAGGCUGUCUCACUGCCCCAGCACCAAACACAAACUCAGCAGCAGAGCCUAGCUCAGAUACAGCCUCAUCUUCCAACACAGCCUAUGACACAGCCUCAUCUACAGUCUCAUCUGCCAUCACAGCCUCACACACAAUCUCAGACACAGGUCCAACCUCAAACCCAACCUCAGCUCCCCCUAAAGGCCAGCGCAAGAGUGGCCCCCACCUCUGCUGAGCCUGUUGAGAAGCCUUGGGAGGCCAUAAAGCCUGUACAGCCUUGUACAGAGUCUGAAAAGUACCAUGACGUGUACGGACCCACACCUCCUGCACCUCCUGUCCGCACCAUAGAGAGCAAAUUGGCCACAGCAGCACUCAGCCAAAGUGAAGCCUCCUACCAUAUCCUCGGUGAGGGCCCUUUGCCUGGCCAUUUGGAGGAUGCUCUGCCUCACCAUCCUCCUUCUCCUCGUAAAUCUUCCACGCACCCGCCAGCCUACCUGUACCACGCUAAAGGAGAACCAGUUUUAAUUGAACCUCCAGGAGCUGCAUACUACCACCAGAGGUCUAUUCCCCUAGGCCCACAGUCCAUUCCACACCACUUCCGACCAGACAGUGUCCCCCCACACCUCUCUUAUGUAUCCAAAUCUGAGCCUCAGAUACCUUAUAGUGCCCGACUAGACAACAGAUACAGCACUUUAGGCCCCAGGUCCUACCACCACUCUAUGAAGUCCAGAGGAAACCCUCGCAGUGUGUAUGUGUCUCCAGGGCCAGGGCAUCAGGGUUAUAGCCAUGACAGACCCCAAGGCUAUCCCACCAUCCGCAGAGUGCACUCACUCCAUGUACCUUCCACUAUCCGUUCAGUGCCCAUCCAAAGGACUGAAGUUCCUCCAGAUGAUGAUAUGUUCUUCUACCAUCGGCCCGUGUAUCAGUGCAAAGCCUACCAGCAGCCCCCGCAGCAGUCUUCACAAGCUGACUACCAUGUCACCCAGCUGCAGCCUUACUUUGAGAAUGGACGGGUUCAGUAUCGUUACAGUCCGUACUCUGGUUCCGGCCCUUUGGAAGCACCUUACUAUGACAUUGACCCUUACGGCACCAUCCGAGUCCGGCACUUCCACUCACAUGGCAGCCGAGAUCUGGGAACCGCUGCUGGCCGACCGGGUGGAAAGGCAACUGGGUACCACUACCUUGCUCGCCUUCCACCUGGGAAGGAGCACAGCUUUGUGAGCAGGGACAUGCCACCCAGUCAUGGGACCAAGGAGGCUGCUGCUUACCUCGCGUGGGACCCCGAGGAGUCAGAAAGGCUCCGCAUGCACUCCAUCCGCAGGGAGAGCAGAGCCAGACAGAAGAUUAAAGGCCCUGUCCUCUCUCAGUAUGACAAUGUCGGCUUGUUUGCACCAGCAGAUAUAUCAGGUUAUGAAACCCUGCACCUGCGCAGCAAAUCUGACCCAGGUAAAGCUGUGCUGGUUUCAGCCGAAAGCAAGGAUGGGCGCUACCUUCCCAGACACAUGGUGUCAGACCCUGAUGUCCUUGUGUACAUGGAGACUGACAAGCAUGUCCAGGGCAGCACAGCGGGUGACAAGUCAGAUGGGCUCACCAAGCAAAGCAGUUCCAAGAAAUACCAAUCCUCUCACUCCCUUCCAGCUUCUCUGAGCCACAGUCUGUCCCAUCAGCAGGAGAGCGGCCGACACGAGGCCAAGUAUGAGACUGGAGACGACAAGCUGGGUGGAGAUGGCAGCAGGUCAAAACACUGGCAGCAGGAAUAUCCCAACAAGAGGAACUUCCAACCACGGUACGAGUGCCCUGAUUCUGACCUCCACCAGAGUAAAGGGAAAACAUCAAGCAGCUACCAUAGUACAGACGACCAGCCAUCAGCCCCCAGGGAACAACACUCCCGCUCCAAACCGGAGCGAUCACACAGCAUCCGAGAGCAGCAGCACUACAGCCAGGGAAACCCUGAACUGGACAGAGAUUACUCAUAUCAGAAACACACCACUAAAACAGUGCAGUCCCACUAUGAUAACUUGGACGAUUAUCACCCAGUACCUCAGCCUCAGGCCCCUGUUCAAAAACGUGGAGGCUCUGGCUCCUAUCCGGCUCCAGGAUUCACAGUGAGCCACAACAACAGAGCAUACUCCACAGCACUGGGCCAGGGAGCCUUCAUCCAGACUGACCUGGCCAUACAGAGGCCAGAGACAGAGAUCCGUACAGAAUGAAGCAUUUAGAGGAGAAAAUGUGUGGAAUUCUCUUUAGUUGUGUAGAAGAAAGACUCUAUUGAACUACGGUUGCAGCCUCUGCAGGACAGUGGACUGUUCUAUCACCAAUAUUUUUGCUCCUCUGUAUUUUUAAUGAAUUGUAAAGAAAAUUGUAAGACUUUUUACAGAAAGUCCUGAAUGUACCUGAAAUUAUUGUCCAAGAGGUCAUAUUAUUGUGAUUGAUUGAGACAGUAGCCAGUCAUAAAUGUAUAUGAUAUGAUAGAUGUAAGGUACUUUAAACAGGAAUACAAAAAUGUUAAAAAAAAAUCUCUCUCUCUCUCUAAAUAUAUAUAUAUAUAUAUAUAUAUAUAUAUAUAUAUAUACACAC